ACUAGCGAAGCCAGUAGUGAAGAAAUCUCGGCUUGUAACAGCAUCAUAGGAUCCACGGAUCCUUCAGACGAAUAUAUGUCAGUCUGACGUUGAAUGACAGCGAUGAAGCUGUGUUCGUGCAACUUGUUCAAGAAAAAGUUAAAACGAUCUUCGCUUCUUCUUUACAAUGUGGUGUUUUCGACCAACCGACACAACUGCUUGAAGAAAAUCUUCAGUUUCUUGUUUGGUGUUUUGCUAGGGAUUGGGCUCUACUUUUUGAUUCUUGUGGACUUGAACUUCACGGAAGGAGCGGCGAUUCUUAUGGGGAUGGCGAUGUGUUUGCUACUAGGUUUGGGCAAUGCUUUUUCCGCACAGAUUAGAUGCAUCACGUUACUCGCAUUGCCCAGUUUCGGCGGAAAAGUGGGUCGAGGGGUCAUCAAAACCUUCGUUUUGGCUUUCAUUCUGUCCGGACCUGUGGAAAACAUCACGAAUAAUGGAAGAGAAGUGGUGCGAGUUUUCGCUUGUACUACUUCUUUAACGUUCAACCUAACUAAGACACGGUUUGAGUUGAUGUUCAAACCGUUUUCGGAUGCUCUGUUUGGUAUGAAGACUGAUGUUAAUGAGGUGAAGGAUACGAUGAGGUCGAUACGAGACGUAUCAGCGCCUGUUGUAGGCGAAAUCGAAGAUGACACAGAAAUGAGGAAACUGAAAGAAGAAAACGACUAUUUGGAUUCGAAACUUGGAGAUACGUCCAGGAGUAAGGAAAUUAGUGCUAAGUAUGACAGUAAGGGUGAAAAGGCAGAAGCGGAACGAUUCGAGAAGAUGUAUUUAAAGAAGGUCGAGAUGCGAUGUGAAGAUCAGUUUACAAGGGCUGCCACAAAGUGUAGGGCUAUGUUUGAAAAAGCGUACAAUAAGUGUUACGAUGCAGUGACUUGGGCGGCUGCCUGGUUACUCUGUUGGCCUAUGAAAUUGGACUUCAUUUGUAACAUAGCGCAAGCUUUGGGUGGAGCCAGUAGGUGUGACCCUUCCAAAGACAUAGACCCAGGUUUUGGCGAAGGCUACGAGUAUUUAAAACAAUCAAGGGGACAGUUUUCACAGAAUUUUAAAAACGUGCAUCUGCAGUAUAAACUCGGGAAAAUCAAACAACUGAUAGACCUUAGAGAUAGUCGGGAUACGGCAAAGGCUAUUCUGCACGCGGUCAACGUAAAGAGAAGUAUUUUGCGGAAGAUGUUGGUGAUUUUGAAAAGACUUCUCGCUUUCGUUUUCUUGAGGAUUAUUCUCAAUGCACAAAACUAUCUAGAUCGGUACUUACGCGAAAUUCAAUUUGACAACGUCUAUGUGACUACGUAUUUUCGCAAAAUCGACGCUAGAAGAAAACGACAAGGCAAACACACCCUGCUACCGUUGAAAAAGAUCGAAAUGAAGAAGUUAGUAGAUCCGUGUUCUACGAUGCCUUUGAAAAAUGAGAGAGGACAGUUGAUGUGGCAAACAAUACAUCUUCUACUAGAACUGAUUACUGCGACAACUUUUAUCCUUUUAGAUCGACUGUUCUACGAAGGUUUGGACUUAGUUAGGCGCCAUGCUCGCAUCGACUAUGUCCAAACUGGUCGCCACGACAUGAAACUCGAAGUCAAAGGUACAGGUUUGAUCGCAAACCUUCUCCGUUCCGUCAUCAAAGGUUUCAACAUCAAAAAACGCAUCCACAUUGAACGCAGCAACGAAAAAUGCCUCCCUCAUCCGUCACUCCUCUCCAAUUACUACAUCUACAAAAUCUAUGGUACUUAUUUCGUAAUCUGGAUCCUCAUUCUCGUAAACAUGUACAGUCAACGUCUCCGACGCAUAAUUUGCGCUUUCUUCUACAAAAAACGUGAGAAACGCCGGAUCCUGCACAUCUACAAUGAAACAUUGAGACGGCGCAUAGGUUACUACAGGUUCAUGAAGAAAAAAAUACAGAAACUGGUCAGACAACGGCGAUUGCAGGAGAGUCUGAACGUGUUUAUGAUUUUAAAAAUUCGAUUCCCUCGUGCUUUCCGCUGCUUGCACAUAUUCCCAGGGGCUAGACGUAAAUGUCUGAUUUGCCAAGAGAUAGAGCCGUUGUGCAGAUCGAAGUUCGAGGAAUGCAGGAACGAGAUGUGCCAUUUUGCUUAUUGUCAGGAGUGCUGGGAGGAUUCGGGAAGGACCUGUUUGGCGUGUGCCACGCUGGAUUCGGAUACGAGUAGCGGGGUGGAUUCGUCGGGUGAAGAUGAUGACUGAGACCGAACGACAGCUGGGAUGUUGAGCGACACAAACCGUCUGGACGACAAAAAGUUGAAGAGGUGGAUAAAGAUGUAUGUCGAGUUCUUCAGCAAGGUUAAGAGUUUUUGCGACGGGUACUGAAACUGUCGGUACGAUAUGAAGAACGACGAAUAAUACACGAAUAUUGAAAAAUUGUUAUCAAUUUCUUUGCUUUUAUGAAUCUUUC
Messenger RNA from Zophobas morio, 2440 nucleotides. It is a transcript of the gene snky, whose product is annotated as sneaky. Lineage: Eukaryota; Metazoa; Arthropoda; Insecta; Coleoptera; Tenebrionidae. Gene Ontology annotation, cellular component: membrane. The transcript has 3 exons. The record is from RefSeq and is a predicted model, not a curated record. Bases 94 to 2232 code for a protein of 712 amino acids.